CACCUCUGUAUAGAAGGGCCCAUGAACCUGUGUCUCACUCAUCUCAUGCACCUGUUCAUCCCUUCAUAUUGUUCACAACACUUGGCUUUCUCUCUAGUAACUACUACUACUACUACUACUACUUCUCUCUCUCUCUCUCUCUCUCUCUACAUAUUUUUGUGACCAGUGACCACCGAAGACGAAGACCAUCAACUUCAUUGUCGCUGAUUUUAAACAUCAAUGGCUUCGAUUGUUGAAUCUUGCUGGCUGUAUCUAAUCUGUCACUUCAGUGACUUUCAACUGGCAUGUCUCGGGAGUUUCUUUCUUCAUGAAAGUGUAUUUUUCUUAUCAGGACUACCAUUUAUAUAUUUUGAAAGGGCGGGAUGGCUGGGCAAGUACAAGAUUCAGACGAAAAAUAACACCUAUACAGCUCAGGAGAAAUGUAUCACUCGCCUGCUGCUGUAUCAUUUUGGUGUCAACUUGCCGGUUAUGAUUGUUUCUUAUCCCGUGUUCAGAUACAUGGGCAUGCGAAGUAGUCUCCCGUUGCCAUCCUGGAGAGUAGCUUCAACUCAGAUUUUAUUCUACUUCAUCCUGGAGGAUUUUGUAUUCUACUGGGGACACAGGCUUUUACAUACAAAAUGGCUGUACAAACAUGUUCACAGUGUCCAUCAUGAGUAUGCAACACCAUUUGGACUUACGUCUGAAUAUGCUCACCCGGCUGAAAUACUGUUCCUUGGUUUUGCUACAAUUAUUGGUCCUGCCAUCACCGGGCCUCAUUUGAUAACCUUGUGGGUGUGGAUGGUUCUUAGAGUUCUGGAGACGGUUGAGGCACAUUGUGGUUAUCAUUUCCCAUGGAGCCUCUCAAAUUACUUGCCUUUAUAUGGGGGUGCUGAUUUUCAUGACUAUCAUCAUCGACUGCUCUAUACAAAGUCUGGCAACUACUCAUCAACUUUUGUCCACAUGGACUGGAUAUUCGGUACUGAUAAAGGCUACAGAAAAUUGAAGGUGCUAAAGAGCAGCGGGAAUGAAGAUGUGAACAAGCGACAAUGAAAACGGUACAAUUGAAGAAGGAAUCCUUUUGAUUUCUUUAACAUCACAGGCCCUUAUCAUCAUGUAGUGUGUGUUUAUUUGUUGAUCUUGUCUCUCUAAUAUGGAAAUGCGGUUUGUUUGGAUUGAAUGGAGGAUGAGAGAAAGGAAGUGAUUCCGUUGUUUGGUUGGAAGAAGGGAUGGGAGAGGAAGAAGGGGGAUUCCAGCAACCCUCUGGGCCCACCUCCUUUCAUCCUUUCAAAAAUAGGUGAAAGAGGGGAGGGAAAGAAGCAAUAGCCCAUUCCAUAUUAUAUAAAAUAACAUUUUACCGUUUGAUUAUCUACUUAGAUUACUUUGUUAA
Cornus florida is the source of this 1366-nucleotide messenger RNA. RefSeq names its product methylsterol monooxygenase 2-2-like. Gene Ontology annotation, biological process: sterol biosynthetic process; 4-alpha-methyl-delta7-sterol oxidation. The transcript has 7 exons. Gene Ontology annotation, molecular function: C-4 methylsterol oxidase activity; iron ion binding. Bases 220 to 1029 code for a protein of 269 amino acids. The record is from RefSeq and is a predicted model, not a curated record. NCBI's taxonomy places the organism in Eukaryota, Viridiplantae, Streptophyta, Magnoliopsida, Cornales, Cornaceae.